UCCUCUCUAGUGAGCGCCUUACGGGCUGCUCUCGGUUGUAGUGGGAUCAGGUGCUGGAUGCGAUCGGAGCGCUGUUUCGAGGGGCAUUCUUGCCUUUUUAUUACCUUAAUGCCCCCCUGUUUUACAUUUCCCUUCUUUAAUAGUCAACAUCUCCCUGUUCUUUUCCGGCUCAUCAUGCAUUGCACCCCAAUCCACGCUUCUCUUGGGUAGUAGCUGCCCUCACUCCACCCCUUCCCCAACAGGUCUAACCCGGUCAUGUACCUCCAAGACGGGAAGGCGACUCACUCGAGGUCGGGGUAAAGGCCUAGUUUGUUGCAGAGCUCCUUCCGUCCUUCUGCUUCCACCCCUCCCCACCUACAACAUCAUAACAUACACAACCGCACACACCGACCUCAGCAUCAGCAAUCAUGGCAGAGGAGCAGCAGCAACCACAAACACCGAAAAAACAGCGGCCUGAGCAGCCCCUGCUGCCCUCUGCUGCACCAGGGACAUUGCCAGCCUUGGUGCCAGGACUGCAACUAACAGAGGCCAAUGCACUGCAACACAAGAUCAAGAACUCCAUCUGCAAUUCCUUACAAGGGAAAGUCCUCUGCAUUUUAGAAGAAGUUGAGAAGUUUACAGACCUUGAGAAACUCUACCUCUACCUCCAACUGCCUUCUGGUCCUAGCAAUGUGGAGAAAAGUGAUCAGAGCUCUUUAUCAUCAAGCCGAGCUCAACAAAUGCACGCAUUCUCUUGGAUUCGGAAUACCUUAGAGGAACAUCCAGAAACUUCAUUGCCUAAGCAGGAAGUCUAUGAUGAAUAUAAGAGCUAUUGUGACAAUCUCGGCUAUCAUCCACUAAGUGCUGCUGAUUUUGGAAAAAUCAUGAAAAAUGUUUUUCCGAACAUGAAAGCCCGUCGUCUUGGUACAAGAGGCAAAUCAAAGUAUUGCUAUAGCGGACUGAGGAAAAAAGCUUUUGUCCAUAUGCCAUCGUUGCCGAACCUUGACUUUAACAAGACUGGAGAUGGGCUUGAAGGUGUGGAAGUCUCUGCUCAGUUACAAAGUGCUGAUGAAGAAGUUGUAUCUGCAGCUUGUCGCCUUGUGUGUGAGUGGGCCCAGAAAGUUUUAAGUCAGCCUUUUGAUUCUGUUUUGGAUUUAGCUCGUUUUCUCGUCAAAAGUCAUUAUAUCGGCACUAAAUCAAUUUCAGCUCUGACAGUAAUGGCAGGUGAUUCAGCAGGAUUAAAAGGAAUUACGCAGACAUCAGCAUUUGUACCCAUGUCUGAAAACAAUUCCUUCCACCCUCAAGUAAAAACACUAGCUUCUCCGGUAGAUGCCAAGCAGCAGCUACAAAGAAAAAUCCAAAAGAAACAGCAAGAGCAGAAACUCCAGUCGCCUUUACCAGGAGAACUGCAUGUCAAAAAACCAGAUGGCAACACACCUAAUGGAAUUACCAGUAUUUGUAAUGGAAGCCCAGCAAUUCUAUCUCCGCAACCUAUUGGUAUUGUAGUGGCAGCUGUGCCCAGCCCAAUUACGGUGCAAAGAACAAGGCAGCUGGUUACUUCUCCAAGUCCUGUGGGUCAUUCUGAUGGCAAAGUCCUUCCUUUAAACGUACAAGUGGUCACCCAGCACAUGCAAUCUGUUAAACAGUCACCAAAGACUCCUCAAAAUGUUCCAGCAAGUCCUGUUGGAGAUCGAUCUGCUCGACAUCGCUACCCUCAAAUUCUGCCUAAGCCAGCCAGUUCAAGUGCUUUGACGAUUCGCUCACCCACCACUGUGGUUUUCACCAGUAGCCCAAUCAAAACUGUAGUUCCAUCACCACAUGUAAGCUCCCUAAAUGUGGUAAAAAUGACAACGAUAUCUCUUGCACCUAGCAAUGCUGGUACUCCAGUGAAACAAACCUCCUCUGUAAAUAGCAGUUCAGGUGCAACAGAUGAUAAUAGGACAGUUCCACACAUCAGAAAUGGUUCUGUGGUCUCCUUGCAGUCUCCUGUGCCUAGAACAAGUGUGUCUGUUGCUUCUUCAAUUGAAGUGAAAACAGAACCAGAAGUACUGACAGAUGACAAUUCGGUACAAUGCCAAGAGACAUCAGAUGGUACUAAAGCUAGGAGAGCAACACCUGUUUGUUUCACUCAAAAAAAUAUUCAGGACAGUGUUACUCUAAAACCUGUAGAUGUUGGCCGUGAUGUUCAGACUGUCAAAUCCCUUGAUCAGAGACUUGAGGGAACAAGGACCAAAUGCAAAAGUCGUUCCACAGAAAGUAUAUCUGUUUCUUUGGCCAGCAGUAAUCAGCAUACCCUGACUUUGUGUGUUGCACCACAGAGUCUCUUUAACAACCGUGCUAGUCCCAAUGUUAAUUGUGAUCCAACUGGUAAAGAUGUUCGGCUAUGUAGUAAGAGUCCAAGAAAGAGAAUGCCCACUCCCGUUCAGGACCCUCAAUUACCACCAGUGAAAAAGUCAUUAAUGGGCCAGCUUGCACCUGUAACUUCAGACUGUCCAAAGCCACAAGUUUCUAAUGUUAAGAAAGUUCCUAAGGCAUUGCUGGGAAAAAUUGAUAAUUCUGCAUCUGUUUCGUUAGUACCUACUAAAGUGACUCCAAGAGUAAAUGCUGCAAUGGUAGAAAAUUACCAGUUAAUUAGUAGUAUAGAAAAAAACACUGAUGCUCCCCAAGAACUCUUGGCAUCAACUCAGGAUGUUAAAAUAAAACUUAAAGGAGGGGUGUUUAAAUUUAUCCGUGAUUCAAAGCCAGACAACUCUUUCAAUCAAAAUGUCUGGCAGCAAAUAUCUGGCACAUCAGAUUUUACAUCUGCCAACUGUGAGCAGACUCAAACAAUUGGUGUUAUGGAUAUUUCUGAAACUUCUGGUGCGGAUACUCUGCAGAAAACUGUAUGGGUACCAGUAGACUUUGAAGGAAUACAGCAGGAUGCAUACAGCCAGCAACUUGAAGAUUCCUCUUUGAAUCAGCUACAAGCACACGCUUCAAACCAGUUACCUCAGAGUUCUGAUUUGGCGGAUCCACCAACAACUGACAAUUUCUUUUCUUUUGAUGAUGAUCUUACACAAGACAGCAUUGUUGAGGAAUUGGUGCUUAUGGAGGAACAAAUGACAAUGAACAGCAAUUCUCAGACCUAUGGUAGUUUAGGAAUGGUGCUUCAAAAUCAAGUUACAGCUGCUCAUGAAACACCAGUACCCACUCAUUCAAGUAAUGCACAAUUCUAUCAUUCAGUACAUAGCAGUUGCACUCCAGUCCAUACACCUACUCCAACUCCCACACCCACUCCAACACUAACUCCAACACCAACAUCUGAAAUGAUUUCUGGCUCUCAGAGUUUGUCAAGAGAGAGCCCAUGUUCACGCUUAGCUCAGACAACGCCUGUGGAUAGUGCUUUAGGAAGUAGUCGUCAUACACCAGUUGGAACACCACACUCUAACUGCAGCAGUAGUGUUCCUCCGAGUCCAGUUGAAUGCAGAAAUCCAUUUGCAUUUACUCCAAUAAGCUCCAGCAUGUCAUAUCAUGAUGCCAGUAUUGUCUCCAGUAGUCCUGUAAAACCAAUGCAAAGGCCAAUGGCUACCCAUCCAGACAAAACUAAAUUAGAAUGGAUGAAUAAUGGGUACAGCACUGUUGGUAAUUCUUCUGUUUCCAGCCAUGGUAUUCUGCCAAGCUAUAAUGAGCUAGUUGAGGACAGUUUCAGGAAACCACAUGCAUUUGCAGUGCCUGGUCAGUCAUAUCAGACCCAAUCGAAACAUCAUGACAAUCACUUUGGACGAUUAACCCCUGUUUCACCUGUACAGAAUCAGCUGCCUUCCAUAAAUAGCACCAGCAAGCAGGAGGGUUUUGCCGUUCCUGCACCACUGGACAACAAAGGAACAAAUACACCUGGAAGCAACAAUUUUAGGUGUCGUAGUGUAAGCCCAGCUGUUCAUCGUCAGCGUAACCUAAGUGGUAAUUCAAACUGCCCUGUUUCCAACGUGCCACGUUCUAACAUGGCAGCCUUUGGAACUCUAGUGACUCCAGAAGUUCAUAGCAUACUUACUAAUGUCCAGACAGACACCAGUGCCAAUAGCUUAGCUCAAAGGAGUCAGUCAGUCCCUUUAACAGUUAUGAUGCAGACUGUUUUUCCUUCUUUUCAGAAACAAAGCAAUGCACAGAACAUUACACAUGUAUUGUUAAAUAAACUGGAUUCAGAUAGAGAUGAUGCCGUCAGAGGGUUAGGAAUAAACAAUAUGCCUUCUAACUACACUGCAAGAAUGAAUCUCACUCAGAUAUUGGAAACAUCCCCCAUGUUUUCUGGUGCCAAUCAACAAAAUAUGAUGAAUUCCAGCACUUCAUCUUACGAUUUCCAAACGCCAGCUUACCUCACAAAAAACAGCAGUACAGAUCAGAUCAGUUUUACUUCUGAAGACAACCAAGCACAAUCUGAAAUUGGAGAGCAACAACUUGAUUUUAACAGCACUGUUAAAGACCUUUUAGACGGAGAAAGCCUGCAAGCCAACCAGCAACUUGUGGUUCAAGUGACUUCAGAUUUAAACAAUGCCUCUGAUUUCUCCAGCGACAUUCGGUUGUCUUCAGAGCUCUCAGGCAGCAUCAAUGAUCUGAACACUUUAGAUCCAAAUCUGUUGUUUGACCCUGGUCGACAACAUGGACAGGAUGAUGAUGCUACACUGGAGGAACUAAACAAUGACCCUUUAUUUCAGCAGAUUUGCAAUGAAUCAAUUAACUCCAUGACCUCAUCUGGUUUUGAAUGGAUGGAAAGCAAGGAUCAUCCUACAGUUGAAAUGUUGGGUUAAUCUUGUACUAUAAAUGUAGCACACUGUAUCAAAAGGCAGACAUUGUAUUUGUCUUAAUGGAAGUGCCUCCCGCAGCAAAAACAUUUAUAAUUAUGAAUUUUCAAAGUUUGCUGCACAUGUUCCUUAUCUUUCAGCUGUUCUCAACAUGCUAAGCAUAUAUCUGCAGUACCUGGGCAGUUGAUGAGCCAGUAUUAAAGUCCAUUUAUAUUUUUGCCCACUUGGUAUGAUUUUACUUCAGCUGACAGACAACAAUAGCCAGUUACACUAACAAAUAUGUUUUUAUUCUAACUUCCUGUAUUUUACUAACCCUAGAAAAUGCUACUGCUUGCAUACUCUGUGUGAGAACUGCUGUUGUGCUCUGACGUAAACUAUGAAGAACAACUGUUUGAGUUUGAACACCGGGGUACUCAUGUGAAUUCCAUAUUUGUGGCACGUGUAUAUUUCUGUCUAAAGAAAGGAAGUUGUUCUUGUUAAGGAAACCCUAACCAUGGGCAGCACCUAAGUUUUAAAACUGCACUAAAAUGUUAGGACAAACAUUUAUUUUUUUGUUUUUUUAAAUUUGUUAUUUUAAUUACACUUGUGACCUCACAUGGCAUUUUAUAAGUUUUAUUUUUGUGUUAUUGGGUGUUUCACAAGCAAAACCUGAAAUAAUUCUCAAAUGAAGUAAAGAUGGCAUGUGUUUGGCUAGUGUGGAUAGGUUUCUGUAGAAGCAUCCUAUUCUUUGAGGAAUGCAGACCUUCUACACAUCAGUGGAUCCGGCAAAUGAUAUAAAAGCACUGAGAUUUCUAAUAUUUGUAUUAGAAAAUGUCUUUGUUGCAUGUUUUCAUUUUUUUCCCCCAAGAAAGCUAGCAAUGGAAUUUUACAAUUACAUUUCAAAUACUCCAUAUAUUUUUUUUCCUUUAAAGAUGCUUACAUGCAGAGCAUUGAGUCCCACCUUUUGGAGUUAGGAAGUGAGAAAGUUAUUUGAAUACACCAGAUACAGAACAUAGGAAGGCAGCUUUCCUGUGAAAAAUGUUGCAUUAGUCACUUUCUUAUCUUACGUAUGCAGAGGCCACGGUGGCUGUUGGGUAGGGAGUAAUAUCACUAGUUUAUUUUAUGGAUAUUAUAACCAAACAUGCCAUUCAGGAUUAUGAAUCUGUCACUUGUUUUUAUUUUGUAUGUUAAACAAUUUUGUCUAUGUUGGCUAGCUUGGAAACACUGAAACUCCCUUACAUGUUCAGCAGCACUUCUUAAAUAUAUUUUCUGCCCAUAUAACAAUGAAAUGGCAAUUACUAUAUUCCAACUAAAAUGUCUUGGCCCAGACAAAAUGCAAACUGCAAAGUUGUACAUGUGUAGCAUAAUUAUGAUUGUUUUAAAUGCAAAAGCAAAAUUUCAACAUAUCUUACCAAAAGGUGCUAAACUCUCAGAGCUUUGUAAACUUGUAAGUGAUAGUAAGUUUACUUGGCCUUUUAUGUGUUUGCUGGUAUUUUUAUUUUUUUUAAAUGCCUGCUCUUAGUACUCGUUACUACUGUACAUUGAGAUGGAGCACUAUUGCGAACCAAAGUAUUUAAAUAGAAGAAAAAAUGAACCCAAAGGAAAAUUUAAUUUCUUUUAAUCGUGAUCUUAGCAGGCCAAACUGCAUAACUUGAAAGUAUAAUUUUGAAAAAGUUUGGACUGUAGCUGAUUCAAAAUUAAUUCUAACUUUUAAAAAGUGAAAACGUAUACAUAUAUAUGCAUUUAUGCCUUUCUUACUGCUAGAUGGGUUCCUCUUUGUUCGCAGAGUUUAACACUCUUCUAGCAGUGAAAAGGUUAUAUUAUUUUGCGAACGUUAAUAAAUAUCAAAAUAUUACAUGAAAACUGGCAAUGCAAUCGUAUAUUUAGUGUUGCUGCAAUCACUUUAAACUCUUAAGUGCCAGGGAAGUCCAAUCUCUUAGAGUCCUCCCUGGCAGCCAGAGGGUUAUAUUUUGUUGGAAGGCACUUUCUCAAAGCGAUGCCUUUUUCAUACUGCCUGAAACCAUAAGAGGUUUAAAAUGUUCCUUUGCCAGCAAAUCCCUCUGGCAACAGGUUUUACUACACACAAUUUCUUGGGUUCAGAUAUUGCACUACAUUUCUGUCGAACCUGUGGCAUGGCACCUCUCUUAGGAUAAAUGCAAUUUUUUUAGCCCCAGAUUUAAAAACAAAUGUAAUGAUUUUAAUUCUAUUAAGAAAUAAAAAAAAAAAGUCAAAUGUCAUAAAAAUGACAGAUACAAUUGUCUUAUGUAGCAAUGUGCAUUGAUCUCAGUGAGAUAUUUCUAUUUCUUAUUCUCUAACAUGAGAAUAUUACAGCAGGAAGAAAUUAAGUUUUGUUGCUUCACCAUGUUAAUACAUGAUUCACAAAAUGUGCAUGUGUGUUAUUACCUUGUACAGUCUUGGUAUAUUCCUGUAACCACUUUUUGCUGUAUUAAAUACUUGUUCUGUGUUGACCAGACAAGCAUAGUUAUUCACAGGAUAUUUCCCUUUUAUGUUUACUAAUUCAAAUUAGUUCUUGUUAAAUGUUUUUUCCCUACGUUUUUUUUUUUUAAUACUGUUUAGGUAUUACAAAUAAAUUACAUUUUUUUAAUUACAGCAUCAGCAUCAUGAGAUGAUCAUUUUUCAAAGAGCUGCAAUAUUCUGACCAUUUGGACUAUGAAUAGAAGAUAAGUGUGCAGUACAUCUGACUGCAUACACGGCCUAAUGUGCAUUAUGAACAGCACAUUACAGAAAUAAUCCCUUUUCACUUUUUUCAUAUACUGCAAAAAAAAUGAUCCCUUGUUUUUGUUGUCUGUUGUACUGCUGAAACUACAGUAGUUUAAAAUUGCAGUAGAUUUUCAUUUUUUUAAUGGAAAGUGCUCAAAAUUGUUUUUUUUAAAUGUUUUCAAAAAUAAUAAAAAAUAUUUUAUAUGAAA
Molecule: messenger RNA, 7666 nt
Organism: Bombina bombina (fire-bellied toad)
Lineage: Eukaryota; Metazoa; Chordata; Amphibia; Anura; Bombinatoridae
Gene: RFX7
Product: regulatory factor X7
Exons: 10
Coding region: 408-4763 (1451 amino acids)
Biological process (GO): regulation of transcription by RNA polymerase II
Molecular function (GO): RNA polymerase II cis-regulatory region sequence-specific DNA binding; DNA-binding transcription factor activity, RNA polymerase II-specific
Source: RefSeq, a predicted model, not a curated record